AUGAGUGCCAACUUCGGCGCCCCAUCCUAUUCCGAAUAUCCCGAACUGGUGGACGAGUCGGCAUUGUUCAAUACAGACUGGGUCGUGCCUAAUUAUGCUCUGCCUUCGUUCGAGGCGGCUGUCCCGGAAGAUUCGUUCACUCCCCCAGGCGAUCGAGUAAAUGCCAAAGUUGCCAUCCCGCGAAAUGCCCAGCGCACCAACUGGACGGCCAGUGGUCGUGUCAGCCGAGCUUGUGAAAACUGUCGUGACCAAAAGGCCAAAUGCAGUGGACAUCGUCCAGUCUGCCAUCGAUGUCGAGAUGCGGGCGUUGGGUGUUCUUAUGGCGAUCGGAAGAAGGAGAAGAUGGCGAAGCAGUUGAAUGAUCUGACAUCGCAGGUCAACUCGCUUGAAUCACUGCUCCGUGACAUCUAUCCCAGGCUAGAUGUUUCGUCAUCUCAGUUGGUGGAUCAGACACUGACGGAAAUGAGCUCUCGGACUCCGCUCCCCCAAUCCAUUCCUGUUGCUCCUAACUCGCCCACCCUUCCGCCAAGCCAUACUCAGCAGGUGAACCCUUCAUUGCCCUCUACAGAUGCCGCCCCGGUCUUCCCGCUUGGUUCUGCAGACUAUACAGAGGAAGACUAUAAUCGUGAUGACAAGAUACAGGCUAUGGGGUUCGUUGGUGAACACUCGGAGAUGGCAUGGUUGUACAGACUCAAACGCGACCUCGAUCAAGAUAGCUCAUCACCAAUCAAGGAGACCCCUGAACGCCCUGCGAUAUCCUCCGUGAACUACUUCCAAGACGAUUCAGAUAUUUCCGUGCCCGAUCCUGUCGACCUUACACGCUGGCCUCCCCAACACCUUGCCGACAACCUCGUUGACGCUUACUUUCACGCUGUGCAUCCUGCAUUUCCGAUCUUUGGCAAGGCCACUUUCCUGAAUCAUUACCGAUCCUUCUAUUCGAACCCGAAUUCGCGACCUGGCAAAAGAUGGCUGGCAUUGCUGAACUUGGUGUUUGCUAUUGCGACGAGACAUUCACACCUCACAGAUCAGCUCCGGCCGGAUCAGGAUGACCAUCAGACGUUUUUUGCACGAGCGUGGAAUCUGAGCAUCGGCAAGGUCGCACUGUUGGAUCACCCUGACCUGCAGCAAGUGCAGGUUGAGGGAUUGGCUGCUUUCUAUCUUCUGUCUAUUGGUCAAAUCAAUAGGUCUUGGAGAAUUAUUGGGAUCGCGAUUCGAUCAGCGGUGACAAUGGGUCUGAAUCUCCGGAGCGAGAGCGAGAGCGUUCCACACUUCUCAAAAGAAUUCCGUUACCGACUAUGGUGGGCGCUUUUCAUGCUUGAUACAGUUCUGUGCGAGAUGACAGGUCGUCCUCUGAGUAUGGAAGAAAUAUUUUGCACGACACCUCUCCCAGUACCAUUCGGAGAAGAGGAUUUCUGGGAUGAUCGGGUCGUGCAGCUUAUCACCAGCCAAGAGACUCGCGGUGCAUUCUUCACUUCCUUGCUUUCCGAUAGCACCUCGACUCCACCACAAGGUGGUGCGGGUCGCAAGAAUUCGAUCCAAGCGGGACCCAGUCAACCAAAGUGGGAGACCCGAACACCCCAAGCCAUGGUGGAAAGUCAGAUACACCACACUGGUCUAGCACCGAAUACUUCACUUUACUUCUUAUAUGCAGUGGAUCUAGCCCAUCUCCUACGAGAGGCGAUUAACAUGCUGUAUGCCCCUAGAGCAACACGGAUGUCAUGUCGCGAGAUCGAAAGCACAAUUGCUACAUUCAAUGACCAUGCUGACGACUGGCUUUCUCAUCUACCAGCCGAAUUCCAUUUCGCAAUUCCAAAUGCAAGUGCAACCCAGAGAUUCGCACAGCAACGUUCCAGUCUCGCCCUCCGAUUCUAUGCCACUAAAUUGAUCAUCACACAACCUUCUCUCCGUCUCUACCAGACUGCAGCAGAAGGAACCCCAGGAACAAUAUGCGACAACAUGGCGACGAUCUGCGUCCAGUCCGCGUGUCAAAUGCUCGACCUCCUCCCUGACGAGGCAGACAGCUCUUGGCUGUAUGGUAUCGCUCCAUGGUGGUGCAUUCUUCACAAUAUCAUGCAGUCGACAACCGUCCUUUUUGUGGAGCUGUUCACCCGCACUCACCUGGGUACACACAAGGCCGCGAGCCUCAUCCAACGCGUUCAGAAAGCGACCUAUUGGCUAAAUGAGAUGUCUGCCAAAGAUCCUUCCUCGCAACGUGCCUGGUUGGUCUGUAUGGAUAUCCUCUCGCGGCAUGGGUCGAAGUUUGGCUUUGAUUCUGAACUCCUUGCGCCCACUGCUGUGUACGUGCGGUCAUGA
This is a messenger RNA of Penicillium antarcticum, 2313 nucleotides long. Its product is annotated as putative C6 transcription factor. Gene Ontology annotation, biological process: DNA-templated transcription; regulation of DNA-templated transcription. Gene Ontology annotation, molecular function: zinc ion binding; DNA binding; DNA-binding transcription factor activity, RNA polymerase II-specific. The transcript has 3 exons. NCBI's taxonomy places the organism in Eukaryota, Fungi, Ascomycota, Eurotiomycetes, Eurotiales, Aspergillaceae. The coding region runs from base 1 to 2313 and encodes 770 amino acids. The record is from RefSeq and is a predicted model, not a curated record.